Messenger RNA from Daldinia decipiens, 2598 nucleotides. RefSeq lists its product as uncharacterized. The transcript is spliced from 2 exons. The coding region runs from base 583 to 2178 and encodes 531 amino acids. The record is from RefSeq and is a predicted model, not a curated record. Lineage: Eukaryota; Fungi; Ascomycota; Sordariomycetes; Xylariales; Hypoxylaceae.
UACAUAGAAAGCUUAACCCGUUUUAUAGGUUUCUUCCCGUAACGUAAACUUGCGAAUAAUCUUCCUAGGAAGUAAAUAAUAGUAUCACGCACCUCAACAUUUUCUGUUAUUUCUCUUCAACAGCGCAUACACUAGAAUGGACCCCUCCACUUCAUUAUUCAGUCCUUGUAGGAUUUGUUACGGGUCCUUUCGUGUGCUUGGCAUUUCAGGGGCUACUUAAUGCUUGACCAAUUCGGGCCCAUCACAACCCUCAUCUCUUCAGAUGAGCCACUCCUAAAUAAAUGAAUAAUACAGUUGCCUAACCUAGAUGCCUAGACCCCAUCUCGCCCUGUUGGUCAUCGGGUCAUGGCGGAUCUUUGUCUUUCGGCUUGCUGCACCGUGCCAUCCAACUGGUACUUCUAGGCCUGGUCACUCUAAUUUGCAUAUAUUACCCGCUUGGCGCCAUCCGACUCUCAUAAAAAGUAAAAUAAAAAUAAAAUAAGCAUCGUCUCUCGCAGUCUCUCGCAGUCUCCGCCGUAUCUCCCUUGGCAAUGCCAUUGUCGCAUACUUCCCGCCCUCAGUAGGGCUUUUGAUAUAUCAUCUAUGAGAGGAUCACCGGUUGCAAGGCCGUUAACGCGUCCCGAUUCGGCAUGGGACGAAGGACGUAUGGAUUUCCGUCGCGCUCGAUCUAAGCUCGCCGCGAUGAUGGUGGUGGACCGCGACUGGCUGUUGCACUACCUACACCAUCGCCUAGUAAGGCGAUUAAUCGUUAUAGGCAUAAUUGUUAUCGGGCUCUUCAUGGUCAUCUUCGAGGUGACCCAUCACGAAUUAUAUCGAUCAGCACCCUUUCAACGUAUAGGCGGCCUUCUAGCGUCUGACAAGCCCGACGACCUGGCAGGAAAAUGUACCACUUGGCCUGUGGAUGCGAAGGGUCGAUACACGCCCAUUCCGCAAAAUAGCACAGCAGGACUGAAGAGUCAUGCCCCCAAAGAUGGGUGGAAGAAGCCUGAGGGUAUCAAAAUCGUCGCGCUGGUCUUCUACGGCCGCAAGAGAACCGUCGACUUCUUAGACUGUUACCUACAGCAAAACCUCGCCGCGAAUGGAGGAUACCUUGACGAAAUCCGGUUCAUGGUACAUACGAACAACGAAGACGAUCUUAAAUACUUAAACGGCCUUGUUUCUCAAAGGAAGGAGCACUAUCACAUCGUAGAAGCCGGUACUUGCGAAGGAUCAAGUUAUGGAUGUAUAUGGGACUCGGUUGUGGAGGACGAUACUAUUUACGUGAAGAUCGACGAUGAUAUUAUUUUCAUCCACCCGGAUGCUAUUCCCCAGUUGGUUCAUACCCGGAUCGCAAUCCCUCACCCCUUUGCCAUUUCUGCGAAUUUGGUCAACAGCCCUCUUACGGGCUAUGAGCACUUCCAUGUUGGUGCUAUCCACGCCUUCCGGCCUGACCCGAGUGAGAAGCCGUCAUAUGCUGCCGCCGAGUCGUGGCGACCGUCCGAAAAGAGCCGUUUUCCAGCUUCAAGCCUGCCAGAGCUAAAGAUCAGCAAGCCCAAGAGCAUAGCGAUGGAUGACGAGAUCUACCCCAAGCCCCCGUAUAACGGUCACUCGUUCCUUUUAUUACCGGACGCCCCCUUUGAUCUAAUGAAGACUCCGAUGGGGCUCAAUUAUCUACGUGGAGGCGAUAAGGGCGUCGAGACCAUGUACGAGGCGGCGUGGAAGUCCUGGGCUAUUGCGAGCCAGCAGCAAUACUCGUUAUUGAAGAACUUGGAAGAUAAUGCCAUCUCACGUUACUUCUUCGGGUCGCCAAUGGAGUUCCCUAACAUUACGAACUCAUCCGCACCGGUACUAAAGUACCAGGCACAAAACAAGGGAGGCCCUGGAGCAGAACAGCUAUACAAUACCCAGUACAAGCGUUACAACCUCAACUUCGUCGCCUUAUGGGGCCACGACAUCAAGAAGUCGCUUCCGAUCGCCGGGGACGACGAGCAAGACAUCACGGUCACGAUCCCGAAGCGAACGCGCCGGCCAUUUAUCAUCGAUACGCGCGCCGUAGUCGGGCACCUGAGUUUUUACCCGCAGCACAACGGAGUAAAAACUACCGAUCUGCUGGAUCGAUGGCGAAGUUUUGCCAACGAGAUGAUAUGCACACCACAUAAUCAAAAGAAACCGUUCGAUAUUCGGUGCCCGGGGUUUUGAGGACCAUAAAUAGAUGAUGUAUAAUAGGAAACGUACAAUGAUGAAACCUUUCUAAUUCAUGGCGUAUGAUUUGUUUAUCACCGAGGAGUUCCCAUUUUGUUUUGUGCGACUUGGUGAGCUAUGCUUUUUUUUUUUUUUUUUCUAUUCUGCCCCCCUAUGCGGGAUAUGUGUUUAUUGAGAUAUUGCUUUUAAUAUCCAAGCAAUGGCACUAAUGGCUCGAGGGUUUACGAACGAGUUUUAGGUGUAGGAUUAGAUAUCGUGCAAAGGGCUCGAGGUUAACGAAUGCGCACGAUUGUAAUAUCAUACUUGUAUCAUACUUGGAAGCAAAUAGUCAGCAGUCACUAUUUCAUCAUUGCGUAUUCCGUAUAGGUAGGUAGCUACCCCUAUUCGGUCCGAGGCCCGAACUAAACCGAGGCCGUA